Messenger RNA from Exserohilum turcica Et28A, 4590 nucleotides. RefSeq lists its product as uncharacterized. Gene Ontology annotation, biological process: phosphorelay signal transduction system; phosphorylation. The record is from RefSeq and is a predicted model, not a curated record. Bases 1 to 4590 code for a protein of 1529 amino acids. Lineage: Eukaryota; Fungi; Ascomycota; Dothideomycetes; Pleosporales; Pleosporaceae. The transcript is spliced from 5 exons. Gene Ontology annotation, molecular function: phosphorelay sensor kinase activity.
AUGUGCGAGCCGCGCUCAAUCUUCACUGGGAAUGACACGACGGCGCCUCUCGACUCCAAGCACAACCACCAUCAGCACAACCACCGCCCGCUAAUCACCACGGAUCAUCGCCAUUUCCUCGACCCGCCUCGCGACCCGCUUAACCCACACAGCCCACCACAGAACCCAUGGACCCCCCUAUCGCCGCCUAAUCAUCGCCCACUCCUCCAGCGGCCCGGCUCUGCGCCGCUGCAACGCCGCCCACAUCACAGCAGCAGCAGCGCAAAGCACUUUGCCCUGACGCUGCCCACCGUGCUCGGCAUCAAGCGCCCUCUUGCACCCUUCACCACCAACGACACCCCGGCCCCCGUCUCCCCGCAGCUCGCAGCCCCCGCCAGCGAGCCCCUGCACAAGCGCCGCAGAGCGCUGCCUCACACGCGAUACUCGCUCGAUCGCUUCACUCUCGCAAAGUCUGCCCAGCCCCGACUCGGCGCCGAGCCGCUCUCGCCUCUCUUCUUCUCCUCGCGCACCACCCACCUCAACCUACCCCCACGCUUCUCCGGCUCCGAGGCCGCAGCAAGCAUGCUGAGCAAGGCGCGUGAGGAUACCACCAUCAAGACGGUCACGCUUGCGAGAGGCACCUAUAGUGGUCUGAGCCCGCCCGGCCAACCGGGCGCCGCAAGCGCCAGACUGUCGCACCGCUCCAGCCUGCCACGCACCGCAUCCCCAGAUUUGCGAGAAAAAAACGACCCGCUGCGCCUGCUGGCAUCCAUUGGUAUAGUCGAACUGCUGGAGCAAGAUGGCCGGCCCACGUUUGUUGUCGAUGUCGGCGAAUCCACAAGCCACGACUCUGACUCGUUCAGCCUGCAAAUAUUGUUUGCUAACAACGCCCUUCGAUCCAACAUGUUGGCCUGGGAGCUGGUAGCCGGCAAGGCCGUGGCAUCCACGCCCGAGGACUCCACAUUACAUGCAACCCAUCAGUUCCGCACCUGGCUGCUCAGUACCGUGCUCCAGACCCAAGACAGAGAUACCUAUCCUUCUCCCGUAAUUUUUGGCAACAUCACCUGGUCGUGUUUUGCGCUCCGAAAACGGCUGCGCGUCGUCUCUGGUCAUGUAUCUACCCCUGCAACUGUUCUUCCUUCCGCGCAUCCUCCCAACGACGCUGUCAUCCCUUCGAUAUUAUCCAUGACGCGUGCUGCCAACACCGAAGCUGAUUCCUCAUCAUCUUCAGCCCAAGCCAACCAAACACAAGACUACUUUGGCAAUACAGCGCCUGCCAUUCCGCAAGGAGUACCUACGCCUCCCAUUUCAGCAUCACAGCCGGAUUCGGUUCACUCGAAACUCGGCGAAGCUGGUCAGGACGUGCUCCCAAAUCACACUCCCAAAAUUACUAUACCUUCAGUGGACGAGCGUGUUCUCUUUGCCAACGAGUGCGUAUUGCGGGCUUACACUGCAGGCGACGUUGACCCGUUUUACAGAGAAACCACCGAUCUGGGAGAGGAUGUUCGCGACAUUGGCUUCUUCGACUGGACCAGGAUAACAUUAUCAAAUACUCUCCCCAAGCACAUUCAGUUUGCUCGCUCAGUAGAUUGGGCCUCCACACCCUUGGGUCCUAUAGAAUACUGGUCUAAUGACCUACGCGCCAUGUGCAAUCUCAUCAUGGCGAGCCCUCACCCCGCCGCCAUGUACUGGGGCGAAGAGCUUGUCGCCAUCUACAACGAGGCUUAUAUUGGACUGGCAGGCCAGAAGCACCCCACGCUCAUGGGCCAGAGCUACAAAGUUGCCUGGGCAGAGAUUUGGGAUGAGGUCAAGGACGUCUUCCAGAAUGCACGUCUUACUGGGCAAGCUACCAUGAAGGACGACGAUUGCUUGUUCAUACUGCGGAGUGGCUUCAUUGAAGAGACUUAUUUCUCAUGGUCCAUUAUCCCCAUGGUCGGUGAGGAUGGAUCAGUCAUGGGCCUUUACAACCCAGCGUUCGAAAAAACACGGCGGAAGAUUGCCGAGAGGCGCAUGCUUACACUCCGCGAGGUCGGCGAACGCACGGCCACGGCUAGAGAAGUCAAAGGUUUCUGGGAUCAAGUCCUUCUUGCAUUGACCGAGAAUGAGUUCGACACCCCAAUCGUAAUGCUCUACAGCGUAAACGACGAGAAUGACAGUGAUUCGUCCUCGCUACAUUCCAACAGCUUGCUUGGCUCCAAACAGUGUUACUUGGAAGGCUCGCUCGGAGUCCCACCGGGGCAUCAAGCAGCACCCGAUCAAAUCGACCUCAAAGACGGACAAGAAGGCUUUGGGCCCGUCUUCCGAGAAGUCAUGAAGACAGAUAAGCCAGUGGUUGUGAGUAUCGGGUCCACUGACUUGCCACAUUCCAUGAUGGAAGGACUGGGAUGGCGUGGCUUCGGGGAUCCCUGCCGCGAGGUCGUCAUCUGUCCGAUUCACCCUACCACAGGCGAGAACAUUCUCGGGUUUCUUGUCAUGGGUAUCAAUCCAAGAAGACCCUAUGACGAUGAUUAUAAUCUCUUUGUCCAACUGCUUAGUCGUCAACUGGCUACGUCACUGGCUUCUGUCGUGCUGUUCGAGGAGGAGAUCCGCAGAGGUCAAAGAGCAGCCAGACUAGCGGCAGAGGACAGAUAUAACCUCUCGACACAGCUUGCUGCACGCACACAGGAAGCUCGGGAAAGCGAAACAAGGUUUACGCGCAUGGCAGAAUUGUCUCCAGCGGGUUUGUUCAUUGCUGACCACGUUGGGAGAAUAACCUAUUGCAACGACACUUGGUACGAAAUCUCACGAGUCCCACGAGAGCCCGAGAUGACGGAUAGAUGGAUCGACUAUGUCAGGGACGAGGAUCAACCACUUAUUCUUGAGCAUUGGGAGCGACUGGUCAGCAACACUACACCCAUCAACCUCGAAUUCCGGUUCAAAGCGCCUUGGGAAGACAGAGACCGUACUAAGAGUGAUACUUGGGUGCUCUUCUCAGCCUUUCCGGAAAAGGAUGAGCAUGGACAGCUCAAGAGCGUUUUUGGCAGCAUCACAAACAUCUCACCCCAAAAGUGGGCCGAGGGAUUUCAAAAACGAAAAAUGGAGGAAGCCGUCGAGCUCAAACGCCAACAGGAAAACUUUAUCGACAUUACAAGUCACGAAAUGCGAAACCCACUCUCCGCUAUCCUUCAAUGUGCCGAUGAAAUCUCGACCAUUCUCGGUGACUUUAGGGCUUCAGGUUCGCAGGUCAUUGAACCGGGCAUCGUGGCCGACUCCAUAGAUGCUGCACAGACAAUCGCUUUGUGUGCACAGCAUCAGAAGCGCAUUGUUGACGAUGUCUUGACGCUGUCAAAGCUCGACAGUGCCAUGCUAAUGGUAACGCCAGUGGAUGCGCAGCCAUUGCAAGUCGUACAACGUGCGUUGAAGAUGUUUGAAGGCGAAGUGCAAACAGCCGGCAUCCAAAUGGAAUUCGUUCUUACCGAUUCCUUCACAACACUAGGAGUCGAUUGGGUCAAGAUUGAUCCGUCACGGGUCUUACAGGUGCUUAUCAAUCUAACGACCAAUGCCAUCAAGUUUACAACAACCGAAGAAACAAGGACAAUCAAGGUCGUACUCUCGGCAUCUCGCGAGCGCCCAUCCCAAAGCAGCGCGCCUACAGUCAACUACUUUCCCAUGAAAGCGAAACGAACAGACCAGACCCUUGGUCCUGACUGGGGCAAUGGCGAAGAAAUUUUCUUGGAGUUUGCCGUCCAAGACACAGGCCGGGGACUGACGCCUGAAGAGAAGAAGCUUCUCUUCCAACGCUUUAGUCAAGCAAGCCCGCGAACUCACGUCCAAUACGGCGGAUCUGGCCUAGGUUUGUUCAUUUCGCGUGAGCUUACGGAACUACAAGGAGGCGAGAUUGGUGUAUCCUCCGAGGCAGGAAAGGGAAGUACGUUUGCCUUUUACGUCAAGUGCAGGAGGAGCAACGAGCCAAAGGAUACUCUUGAUGUUGUUCCAGCCUCGGUAACACGGAAAGUGUCGAAUGCGAAAGAAAAGGCAAAGAGUGGAUUGCCUUUGCCGGCAAAGUCGGCAACAAAAACCAAAGACUUUGCAAUGAUGGCAACACAAGACAGUGUUGCGCAAAAGCCGAAGCCACAAAAGGGGCUCAAGGUGCUUAUUGUAGAGGACAACCUGGUCAACCAGAAAGUUCUUCAACGGCAGCUCCAAAACCACGGCAUAGAAACAAAGGUUGCCAACCACGGAGGCGAGGCGCUUGAAGCGCUAAAACUGUCCACUUUUUGGGCAUCGCCGUCAACCGACUCACCCACUUCGUCUCCCUACGAUAUCUCCGUGGUUCUCAUGGACAAGGAGAUGCCCGUCAUGGACGGCUUACAAUGCACGUCCAAGAUUCGCGAACUCGAGCAGCACGGCAAGCUCAGGUGGCACGUGCCCAUUAUCGCCGUCACGGCAAACGCGCGCAGCGAGCAAAUUGCGACGUUGCUGGCUGCAGGCAUGGACGAUGUCGUCAGCAAGCCCUUUCGCAUCGGCGAGCUCAUACCGAAGAUUGAAGACUUGGCCAAUCGCUUUAGCGACAAGAAGACGGCAGACGAGUCUGCACUCAAAGCCCCGACUGUAGUGCCCUAUGGCGUUUGA